Molecule: messenger RNA, 2772 nt
Organism: Cotesia congregata
Lineage: Eukaryota; Metazoa; Arthropoda; Insecta; Hymenoptera; Braconidae
Source: the annotation of a GenBank genome assembly
AAAACAAUGAAAGCAAUGAAAGUUGUUUGUGCAGCAAGUACAUGUAAAUAUUCAUCUAAAAAUGAAGAUUCAAGUGAUAUUAUUUUUAUCAGCUUCCCUAACAAUGAAAUCGUAGAAUUGCACAAUAAUUAUUACAUAUGCUCAAAUCACAUUGAAGAUCGUUACUUCAUAAGUAAAACAGAUCGCAUAAUAUUAACAGAAGGUGCUGUACCGACAUUAUUCCACCAUCAAUUGAAACAAUAUACACCUACUACAUCAGGAUCAAAUGAUGAUAUUAUCAACACAAUGCAAUUAAACAAUUGUAUCAAUGAUGUAAACGAUUGUUCAUCAACCAAUUUUAGAGACACUGUUUAUACCAGCGAUUUACAUCCCACAAGCAGCCAUAUUAAUGAAAUUAGUAGUAAUGUUUCGUCUAUUGAUAGCGGUGAUAGUAAUUUAAACAAAUACUGCAAUAUAAAUAUAAAUAUUGGGCAGUAUGAGGACGACGGUGAUAGUAAUGAUGACAUUGGAGUAAGAUACAGUAGUUUAUGUAGACUAUGUGGCCAAUCAAUUAGCGAUGGUAUUGAUAUACUUUCUGAUAAGCAAAUAAACUUGAAGACAGUUGAUAAAAUACAUUUACAUUUGCCAAUAUCUAUUGAUCCUAGUGAAUCAAUGCCGCUCAAAAUGUGCACUGAUUGCUAUGAUAAAUUAGAAAUUUCUCAUUCUUUAGUUAUUACGUCCUUGCAAACUGAAAUUAGAUUAAGAAAAUAUCUUAAUCUUCCUAAUAAGUUUAAUGAUGAAGAUAGAUAUCGUGAAUUAAUCUCAUUACACGAAAUAGAAAUAAACAAUGAAAUGUGUAUGGAUUCAACAAUUUCAACAGUUGAUGAUUUAGCAGCAAUAACAAACAAAGAUAAAUCUAGUGAUAUAUCUGUAGCGGAAUUGAAUAAUCAAGUAACUGAAAAUAAUUCAACAGCACAAGUUAAUCAAACAGUAAUACAAUGUCCAAAUGACACACCAACAAAAUUAGAUGAUCGUUUUAAGUAUGUACUCCAAUCAGAUUUAAAUAAUUUAUUAUUAGAACCAUUAACAUCACUCGAGUCCGCAAACAAUCCACCAAAUAAUCCAGUUGUUGAAAAUAAUGUUGAAAGUUUAAUUAUGGAAAAUGACCAACAGCAAUCACAGGAGCAAAUAAGUUUAAGUAGCAGAAAUGAUAAAUGUGAUAUUGUUGAAAAUAUAUUCGACGGUGAGCAAACAUUUGAAGACACUAAUGUGUUGUAUAGUAAUCAAAAUUGUUAUUCAGCGUUUAAAUGUAAAAAGUGUAAGGAUUUAUUUAACAAAGAAGAAGAUUUAUUAAUACACGAAUUAUAUCAUAUGAGAAGAACUUUUCCAGAUCAAGAACGCAAAUGCGGACAUUGUUCAUCUUCAUUUUUCAAUCGUAAGGAUCUGCAAAAUCACAUUUCCGAAAAACAUAGUGGACUGCAAAUGCUAUUUAAAUGCGGAAUUUGUGACAAAGUUUAUGAAAAACGGUCAAGCCUUGAUGUUCAUGAGGCUACGCAUCGUCAAGAUAAACCGUAUCUCUGUGAUCUUUGCGGUAAAAGUUUUAAGCAUUCUAAUAAUUUAAGAGGACACAAACGUACACAUUUAGAUGUUGCUAAGAAAAAAAGGCAUAAUUGUGAAAUAUGUGGAAAUGCUUUUAGAUCAAGUUAAAAUGUAAUUUUAAUUUGAAUUUAUAUUUUCUAUAGAUUUCAUUUGAAAGAGCAUAUAAAUCAACAUAAUGGCGAUAAGCCGUACAAAUGUGAACAAUGUGGAAAAGCCUUUUCCAAAAGAAUCCAAUUGCGACAACACCGACUUUCGCAUGGUUUAAAUAAACACACUUGUCCUAUCUGCGGAGUAUCAUUCAAUCGCAGAAGUAAUAUGAAUACACACAUGAAAAGGCACGCUAAAAAUGAUGGGAUGUACACUUGUAGCGUAUGUGAAAGCAGAUUUAAAUCAAUGAGCGAGUUAAAAUUACAUCGGAAAGAGCACACCGAAAAUGAAAUACUUGAAAGUAUUAAAAAAAAAUGCAAUGACAAAGAAAUAUACCAGUGUAAAAUAUGUUCAAGAGCAUUUCCAAAACGCGCUGCAUUGUUGAAUCAUGAGCGUACGCACAAUGGUACACAGCCGCGAGUUGAGUGUGACAUAUGCGGAAAAAAAUUAGCGAACAAAAGUUCAUUAAAAUACCAUACUAAAUCAAUACAUUCAACGGAAAGGCCACACACGUGUCAAUUCUGCGAUGAAGCGUUCGUUACAAAAGAAGCGCGUCUUAUCCACGAAAGAAUACACACUGGUGAACGCCCUUACGAAUGUAAAAUAUGUAAUAUGCAAUAUAGAUGCUCGAGUAAUCUUAGUCAGCAUAUGAAAGUUCAUUCUGAAGUACGACCUCAUACAUGUCAACAGUGUAAUAAAAGUUUCACACGUAAAGGCGCAUUAACUAUUCAUGAACGUACUCAUACUAGUAUCAAACUAUUUACCUGCACUAUUUGUGAUAAAAUAUUUUCACAAAAGUGUGAACUAAUUAAACAUAUUAAAGUACAUCAAGUACAUAAAGUACUGAGUUGUGAAUAUUGUAAUCAAAUAUUUUAUUCUAAGACUGAUAUUUCUAAGCACUUUGACAGUGUUCAUAAAAUUUACUCUAAUAAUACAAACGGUUCUUUGAUUAAUGAUAAACGGAUUGUUAUAACCGAGAAUUUAGAGAUAUACUCGCUGGAUAUAAAUACUUGCAAUAUCAAAGAAUCUACUGGUGAAUUAAAUUAA